AUGGAAGUAUUGUAUCCGUGUACAUGUAAAUUAAAUGAGUCUGAGGAUGCGACACCUCAAACUGUAGAAUUAAAGCCUGGAAAGUAUUUGGUCGAACUUUGGGGUGCAAGUGGUGGAUGUAAUGAGACAGAGCGAAGUGGUAAAGGUGCAUAUGUAUGGAUUCGUCUAAAUCUCGUUGAAUCGAAAACUUUUACACUCUUUAUUGGUGGAACUUCGACUUUUUCUAAUAUAACUAUGGUGAAAGGCGGUUGCAACGGCGGUGGUGAUUCAUUUCAAGGUAACUAUAAGAAUGGUCGAGCUCUGAUCGCCGGAGGUGGUGGUGGAUCUACUUCAAUAGGUCUGUCACUUUUUGAUUCCGAUCGAAUUGCCGUUGCAGCUGGUGGAGGUGGGUGUGGGUGCGAUGGCAGUGGUGGGAAUGCCGGUGGAUUAGUUGGCUUUGAUGGUACAUCAACUUUGGCAUCUAAAAAAGGGCGAGGUGCCAAUCAAGAAGGCCCUGGUAUCGGAGUAUAA
Messenger RNA from Trichomonas vaginalis G3, 510 nucleotides. Its product is annotated as glycine-rich protein family. The transcript has a single exon. NCBI's taxonomy places the organism in Eukaryota, Parabasalia, Trichomonadida, Trichomonadidae. The record is from RefSeq and is a predicted model, not a curated record. The coding region runs from base 1 to 510 and encodes 169 amino acids.